AUGGAUGCAGUGACCUCAUCUACAAAGCUACGUCGACUAUCUGGUCCUCCUAGCAUGUUGGCGGCCUUCACGAUUCAUCACUCUCAAAUAGCAUCCCCGACCUCCUCUUCCAUUGAUACACACACAUCCUUGAUCCGUUGCAAUUCCAUGCCCAACCGCCGAAGGAAACGAUUCUCCUAUCAGUCAACUGUCGCCCCGUUCUUUCAGCAGUUCGAUUCCCGGGAAGUGACCACAGUCUCAGUCGUUUCUGUUGCACCUCCUCAACUGCCUUCAGUGUCUCGCCCCUUGAAUGCCACGACUGCAUCGGGGUCUAGGAGUGUUCAGUCAGAUUCAGUUCAGGAGCAGCAGCUCACAUCAAAGUCAAUAGCAAUACUACCGAAGGAAGGUGGACAUACCCCACAUGAAUACUCAUCAUCUCGAUUUGGCACAGAGGAGCUGGGGCAAGAUGUCCCGAACUAUCUGAAUUUCGUCUCCGACCCUGCGGCCACCUCCAAAUCUCAGGCAAGCCCAUCCAAUCCAAGCGAGAGUUUCCACGCAACAAAUCUGGAUAAUCCGAGAUCCUUCAUUUCCGGUACCGACAUUGAUACCGCACCGGCAGAUCCAGAUAUGGCUGAGGUGGAUACAACGUCGACUAUGCAACAUAUCAUGGGAAACAUCAGGGCAACAACAAGCGCUGCGUAUAUGAGCCCUAAAAGAUCCCUCACCAAUUCCAGUCUGGCCAGCAGUAACGGCUCUGUGUUCUCAACAGCGACGAUGCCUUUGGCGGACUCGAGCAUGUCGAUCCAGUCACAUCAGUCCGAGUCUUCGAUGCUUUCGGCAGCCAUGACCGCCAGCGGAUUGCCAUCGAUGGACAUGAUGAUGGAUCAUGUCGACCGAAGGCUGGCUCUUGACAGUCAGGCACAGCUGGUGGAUAAUGCACACGUGGGAAUGGCCCAUGUGUCGUUCGUAGACAAGCAUUUGAUUGCGGAACCUUGUUCUGCGGCGAUCGAGACCUGGGUCAACUAA
Messenger RNA from Gamsiella multidivaricata, 1005 nucleotides. RefSeq lists its product as uncharacterized. The coding region runs from base 1 to 1005 and encodes 334 amino acids. The record is from RefSeq and is a predicted model, not a curated record. The transcript has a single exon. Lineage: Eukaryota; Fungi; Mortierellomycota; Mortierellomycetes; Mortierellales; Mortierellaceae.